Penicillium soppii is the source of this 3165-nucleotide messenger RNA. RefSeq lists its product as uncharacterized. The record is from RefSeq and is a predicted model, not a curated record. The coding region runs from base 1 to 3165 and encodes 1054 amino acids. NCBI's taxonomy places the organism in Eukaryota, Fungi, Ascomycota, Eurotiomycetes, Eurotiales, Aspergillaceae. The transcript has 6 exons.
AUGCCCUCUAGUCUCGAUAUUGUCGAUAUUCCUAUCCUCGUCAAGCUAACAUGGAACCUUCACAACCAAUGUCUUGUCCUUGGCAAGGAUGCUCCCGAUGGUUUCAAGAAGCUAGUGACUGAACUGGGCUCACUACAAGGCACAUUGCGCACCUUUGGCAAGAGUGUGAGCUCUACCACUUCCCUUUUUGAGAAGAUGGAUGAAGAUCGAAAACAAACGCUCCAAGGAUCCCUCGGUGCUUGCUUUGCGACCCUUCACGGUUUAAAAGAGGUUCUUGCUCGGUUCAAAGGCCUUGAUUCCAGCGAUGGACACAGUAUUUGGCGAAGGAUCAAAUGGGCGACCCAACGGACCCACAUCGAGGAUAUCAGAUCCAAGAUCAUGGUUCACACUUGCAAUCUGAGUCUAUGCUUAAGCUCUGUUGGAAAUACCUCGCUUGCUCGGAUAGAGAAAUCCAUGGAGCUGGCAAUAGAGGAAGAUCAGCAAAUCGUUUUUAGUACCGAACCAUCUCCCGUCCGGGAAACUGACUCUAUAGUCUCUCCCAUGAGCCCUGGGGUGGUGGAAUUACCGGCAAAUAACGAGGAUGAACCUGAAGUCGACAUCAUUCAGCCAGUUCGCACCAAAGUCUGUGAACUAGCCGACAACAGAGUCUCUAUUGAUGGUGCUAAAAAAACCAAGCAUACUUCCACAUCCUCCGAAUCAGAGAUCACCGGAUCCGACGUAUCACUGUACGAUGAAACUUCGCUAACGUCUUGGUUAUCUUUGAACACGUCCCCGCCUCUUUCUAUUGUAGGAAGAAUAGGCCAUUCUUGGAUGCGGAGCGAACAACUUCUCUUUGAUGGUUCUAUUGACGAACGGGCACUCGAUGGUGGGAUUUGGGCAAAUGACAGGUUUUUGGACGAGAAGCGGGUCUUGCAAUAUUCGGAAGGUUUCGGUUCUACUGACUAUGGCCACCCCCGUGUAAUGGAAGCCGUGACGUCUGCGGUGCAGCAGCUCCAUCAUGUUCGUUGCCAGGAAAAUGUGCUACGUCCACUUCGCUUUGAGCCACAGAAUCAAUUACACAAACCAUCUUCUGGGAUACUGAAGGUUUUCCAGGCUUCGGUCCUUGACGAUUCGCGAAUCAGGAGGCUAGUUACAAGAGACUGGCUCCGUGUUUCUAUGUGGUGGCUAUUGAAGGCACGUGCAACUCUCGCAAACUGCAGCAGGCAUAUCUAUGUCAGCGCCCGGGGCAGCCUGACCCCUUCCUCGGAAUCAAAAUGUAACGGCAAUCAAGCCUAUCUCGAUCUCCUCAAGGCUUCAUAUAUUUUGUACGAUAUCGUUCUAGCAGACGUUGUCUGUUCUGGCUUUUUGUUCGACGAGGAUCGCAAGUCAAUCAUUGAACUUUCGGAGGGUAUCAAUGAAGAACUCUCUCAAUACACAUCAGUCGACAUCCCCGAGCUCUCUAGUUUGCAGACCCAGAACAUGGAUAUCUGGGAGUCUAUGCAACCAGAAGAAAUCGGAGAUAGCGGCAUGGAUCCAGAUCUUGGUUUAGAUAAUCUACGAUGGAUUGCUGUCGACUUGGAGGAUGCAGGCAGUGAGCAAGAAAAGGUCCUGUACCGCACAUUUGUCAACGCCAGCAUAGGGAGCAAGAAGUCCCGCAUGCGAACUAAGAGUGCUCCAUACAUGCUGUUACUUGCAACCCGAGAAGGUGAAAGUGAGCCGAAGAUUAUCAUUUGCAACCAAAGUGGCACUCUGUGUCUCGAACGAGAUCUUGUUCUGGAUGACUUACCACCCCUCGUACAAUUGUCAAAUUCCACCUUGACUGGCUUCCCGAGCGCCCGAAUUUCGGAACCUGUGCCGUUCAAAUUCGAGGAAAUGAGAGUGUCGAUCUCAUUCCAGUAUGAGGCUGAUGUCAGUAAUUGUAUUAACAUACCAAAAACCUACUUCGAUGCUGUAUUGCAAAGAGAGCCGGUCGAUGCUGCAAAUUUCACUGAAAGUGUCAUCUUCAAGAGCUCCGUGGAGGUUUUUGAGCAGCUAAACCCACCGACCAUGAAAUCGCUGAACCCUCCUAUAGUAGUGAAGUCCUGUGAGGUGCGCGUCCUCGAACGGUCGUUUGGAGAGGCUUGGCGAUCUAUCCGCCGCAUGGUGAUCAGUUCCUCCGCUGCAGACAAGGCCCCGAGAACAAUGGAGCUCUUUAUGCCUCUCAGCGGAGUGCAGAUCAAACGCGCAAAGUUCUCCCGCCAAGUUCUUUUGCAAUGGUCCGACACAUGCCAGGCACGAUGUGACAAAACUGACGGCAAUCACAACACCGUACACUCAUAUGUGUACGAUGAUACGGCACCUAAUUUGGGUGUUGGUAUACAAUUUUCGAGACAAGAACUGGCAGAAGACUUUGAGAGAACCAUUCUCGAAAUGAAAUUCCGGUCUGGCUUUUCCUGGUCACAGCCCGGUAGCUCUGGUUGUGUUUACGAUAUCCUUGAUUCUGGUAUAGAACAUACACAAUACAAGGCUGCACUGGUGUUUCGAAAUCGCACAUCGUGGCGAUGCUCUGAUCUAUACUUCAUUUACCUGGACGCCGAUUAUUCAUACGACCAUUCCUCGCAUAGCAUUUGUCUUCCCCGCGUUUAUUGCACGGAGUAUAUCUCCACACAUACAGAUCAGCUCUAUCAGCCAGAAAGCCCCGUCACAUUCUCGCAUUGCGAGAAGAAGACCGCCCAAACGACAAUUGAAUUUGGCAGCGAAAUUGUGGCUCGCUCAUUCCUCAGCUCCCUUUCCCCUUUGUAUGAGCUUCUCUACUCUCGUCGUGUCCAGACUGUGUCCACAAAAGCGAACUCACUUCUUGGGUUUCAAAAGCUUGGUAAAGGUAGCGUUGAGGCUCAAUUAUGGUGCCGGGGGACGACAUUUCAACUUGCUGCUCGAUGGGAUGAUACUGUAUUGGAUAAGUGGCUUACUUUGACUAUUCCUUCGGCUUUCAUUGAUUCUUCAAAAGAGAAUGGCCGCGUUAUUCUCCCUCGGUUGCCGUACUUGCGUGGCACAGCACUGGACAUGAUAAACGUCAUGGCUCGAAGUCCAAAGAAUCCAAACGUCAAAAACAAAGAUGCGGCCGUUUCAAUUUCUUUCCAGGAUAGUGAAGACCGAGAGGAGUUCCUUGCUGUUUUACAUGGGCGCAGUUGCCCCAAAUUUCUAUAG